Messenger RNA from Acomys russatus (golden spiny mouse), 957 nucleotides. Its product is annotated as C1GALT1-specific chaperone 1-like. The record is from RefSeq and is a predicted model, not a curated record. NCBI's taxonomy places the organism in Eukaryota, Metazoa, Chordata, Mammalia, Rodentia, Muridae. The transcript has a single exon. The coding region runs from base 1 to 957 and encodes 318 amino acids. Gene Ontology annotation, molecular function: N-acetylgalactosaminide beta-1,3-galactosyltransferase activity.
AUGCUUUCCGAAUGCAGCUCGUUUUUGAAGGGUGUGGUGCUGGGGAGUGUCACCUUUGCCUUGAUCACGAUGCUAGGACACAUAAGGAUUGGUCACAGAAUUGGGAGGCACCAACACGAACAUCACCACCUUCAAGCUCCUAACAAGGAAGAUGUCUUGGAAAUGUCAGCAGCUGAACGCACGGAAGUCAACAAGAGCUUCCGUGUGUACUGUAUCAUUCUCGUAACACCCAAAGAGCUGAGACUGUGGGCGGCAGUGAAGGAAACUUGGGUCAAACACUGUGACAAAGCAGAGUUCUUCAGUUCUGAAUAUGUUAACGUAUUUGAGUCAGUUACCGUGGGCGAGAAUGACAAGUGGUUGAUGAUGAGAAAAGCUUACAUAUAUGCCUUUGAUAAAUACAAGGACCAGUAUAACUGGUUCUUUCUCGCAUAUCCUACUACAUUUGCUGUUAUUGAAAAUUUAAAGUAUUUUUUGCUAAGAAAAGAUUCAUCACAGCCUUUCUAUCUGGGCCACACUGAAAAUAGCAAUGGCCUUGAGUAUGUGAGUGUGAAGGGGGGAAUUGUCUUAAGCAUAGAGUCAAUGCGAAGACUUGCCAGCAUGCUCAGUUCCCCUCAACGGUGUCCCAAAGAGGGAAUAGUGAUCUGGAAGGUGUCCGAAGAUCAGCAACUAGCAGGUUGUCUGAAGACUGGGGGAGUGUUCGCAGAAAAUGCUGAAGAUGCUGAAGGAAAAAAUUUAUUCAAUACAAAAACGAUUGGGAUGCUUAUAAAAGAGGCGAUGUCUGACUACCCAAACGAGAGAGUCGAAGGGUGCUGUUCUGAUAUGGCCAUUACUUUCAGUGGACUCUAUGCUGAUCAGUUGCAUGUGCUGAUGUAUGGGGUGUACCGUCUUAGGGCAUUUGGACAUACUUUCAGUGAUGCAUUGUUUUUUUUACCUCCACAAGGUUCUGACAAUGACUGA